AAGAAAGGAGGCAGAAAAACUUUUGGCUUAGCCUAAAAUGCUUACAUUUAGCUUGACCGUUGUUAGACAUGGGGAGACACAAUACAACAAGGAGAAGUUGCUACAAGGUCAGUGGGUGGACACUUCCCUGUCGGAGCCAGGGCUCCAGCAGGCAGAGGCUGCAGGAAUGUACCUCAGAGAGCUCAGGUUCUCCAACGUGUUUGUCAGUAACCUGCAGCGCGCCAGACAGACUGCAGAAAUCAUUAUGAGGAACAAUGUUCACUCCUCGGGCGUUGAAAUGGUCUUUGACCCGUUACUCAGAGAGAGGGGUUUUGGGAUCGCAGAAGGACGGCCCAAGGAGGAUCUGAAGAACAUGGCUAACAGAGCCGGCCAGUCGUGUCGAGACUAUACUCCUCCUGGAGGGGAGACCUUGGAACAGGUAAGGCUGCGAUGCAAGAAGUUUCUAAAGUCCCUUUACCAGCACAUGGUUGACGACCACGGCUGCUCAGGACAGAGUUCUGCUGCUGUAGGGAGAGAGGCCAGGACCGGUGCAGCUGGCACAGAUGGGCCCCUACCUGGUCUGCCUGGCGACGGGAUGGAGGGUGUCCCUCUCCAUGCCCUGGUGGUGAGCCACGGGGCCUACAUCCGCGUGGCUGUGAGACAUUUUGUGGAGGACCUGCAGUGCUCUCUGCCCCAGGGCCUGAAGAUGUCCAAGGUGUUGUCAGCCUGCCCCAACACAGGCAUCAGCCGCUUUGUCCUCACCGUGUCUCCCACUGAGUCUGGCCUGGCGCUCUCUGCUGUCCGCUGUGUUUUCACCAACAGGAAGGACCACCUGACCUCCCGUAACAUAUGUUACAUCACACAUUAAAGAUGGACAAGGCAACACAAAAGGUUUAGUCACUACUCUGUUCUGUUUAAAUGUUAUUUACUGUAGCUAACAAACCACUGAAAGUAAAGAAUAUCUGGCACAGUGACUUGUCUACUAUUGAUGAUAUCAGUUGGGGGGAGAUUUUAGUAGGGUCAUUGAAGAACCCUAAUCAUCAAUUGAUUCAUUUUUUCUUUUAUACACGGUAAAUAAAUUAAGCAAUUUUGCACAGUUUAUAU
Messenger RNA from Salmo salar (Atlantic salmon), 1083 nucleotides. It is a transcript of the gene cl005, whose product is annotated as CL005 protein. Gene Ontology annotation, molecular function: fructose-2,6-bisphosphate 2-phosphatase activity. Gene Ontology annotation, biological process: negative regulation of glycolytic process; regulation of pentose-phosphate shunt. Lineage: Eukaryota; Metazoa; Chordata; Actinopteri; Salmoniformes; Salmonidae. The record is from RefSeq and is marked provisional. Gene Ontology annotation, cellular component: cytosol.